Sturnus vulgaris (Common starling) is the source of this 3723-nucleotide messenger RNA. RefSeq names its product SH3 domain binding protein 4 (gene SH3BP4). The record is from RefSeq and is a predicted model, not a curated record. Gene Ontology annotation, cellular component: cytoplasm. Lineage: Eukaryota; Metazoa; Chordata; Aves; Passeriformes; Sturnidae. Gene Ontology annotation, molecular function: protein binding.
GCUGGAGAGGCUGCGACGUGCAGGAGCAUUUGCAUCCUCCUCAGUCUCCUUGUUUCAAAGUGGUCUGGGAGUUGUGUCACCUCCUGGCUCUGUGGGUGGAUUUCUGCUGGCAGCUGGCACAGGAGUGGCUGCAAAUAACCUCACCUCGGAGCCUCUUGGCCUCGAGUUUGGCACCUGCCUUUUCUUUACUGCCCAAAAUUCGUCCUAAAAGUACCUGAGCUCUGCUGGCUGCCCCGGAGGCUCCCCAGGAGAUGGUGAGGAGGUGACUCCAGCAAAUUUUGACCCAGCAAAGCCUCCUGGCUGCGGUGUGGGAUCGUGAGGCUGCCUUGCUCAUCCCGUGCUUCCCUCUCCUCUCUCCGGGGGUGAAUCCAGCUGCCGCCCUUCUCCUGCUGUGCCUGGCAGGUUCCCCGAGGUGACACCGGGCUCCCCAUCGCCGGCAGAGAGGCCCUGGCCAUGUAGUGCCCGCCGGGAGCGGAGAUGGCAGCGCAGAGGAUCCGGGCGGCCAACUCGGGAGGGCUCCCGCGCUGCAGGUCCGAGGGGACGCUCAUCGACCUGGGCGAGGGCUUUGCUGAAACCACGCUCUGCGACGUCAAAGUGCCUUCUCCCAGUGCCUUGCUGGUGGACAAUCCCACGUCCUUCGGGAACACGAAGGAAGUCGUGGCAAUCAAGGAUUACUGCCCCACAAAUUUCACCACCUUGAAGUUCUCCAAGGGGGACCACCUGUACGUGCUGGACACGUCGGGAGGGGAGUGGUGGUACGCCCACAACACCACUGAGAUGGGCUACAUCCCGUCCUCCUAUGUGCAGCCCGUGAGCCACCGCAACUCCUCCCUCACGGACAGCGGGGUGAUCGACAAUCUGCUGGAGAGCCCCGACGAGGGCGCCAAGGAGCUGGACCUGCUCGGGGAAUGGACUGAUGUGAAGAGAAACUCUGCCAAAUCCUUCCACAACAACCCCUUCCUGAACGGAGCGCAGACCAACCCGUUCCUGAACGGGAAUUUGCAAGCAGCGCCCGGCUCGGACAAAGAGUCCGACUCCAGCGUCGCCGUGGAUUUGUUGCUCUUCGACACGGGGGCUCCCACUUCGGCUCUUCCCAGUUUGGCUGCCAACAGCAGCCUGGGGAACCUUUUUGACGAGCUUCCCUCCACGAACAGGCUGGAUGGGGACCAGCCCGUGAGAAGGGACAACCCUUUCUUCCGAAGUAAACGCUCCUACAGCUUGUCCGAGCUGUCCGUCCUCCAGGCCAAGUCGGACGCGCCGGCAUCGUCGGGUUUCUUCAGCGGUUUGAAGUCUCCCACCCCCGAGCAGUUCCAGAGCAGGGAGGAUUUUAGGACAGCGUGGCUGAACCACAGGAAGCUGGCUCGGUCUUGCCAUGACUUGGAUUUGCUUGGCCAAAAUCCUGGCUGGGGUCAGACGCAGCCGGUGGAGACCAACAUCGUGUGCAAGCUGGACAGCUCCGGCGGGGCCGUGCAGCUGCCGGACACCAACAUCAGCAUCCACGUGCCCGAGGGCCACGUGUGCCCCGGGGAGACGCAGCAGAUCUCCAUGAAGGCCAUGCUGGACCCGCCGCUGGAGCUGAACAGCGACAAGUGCAGCACCAUCAGCCCCGUCCUGCAGAUCAAGCUCAGCAACAUGGAGGUGAAGACCUUCAUCAUCCUGGAGAUGAAGGUGUCGGCGGAGGUCAAGAGCGACAUCGUGAGCAAGAGCCUGGUGGGGCUGCAGUGCCUGCGCAGCGACAUGAAGGAGGGGCCCUACACGCCCAUGCAGCUGAGCUAUUCCUACGGGGACACGAUCCAGGUGCAGCUGGAGAACCUGGAGCCCUGCAUGUACGUGGCGGCCGUGGCGCAGGGCCAGAACAUCCUCUACCCUUACACCGUGUGGGAUUACAUCAGCAAGAAGAUCACGGUGGGCGUCUACGGCCCCAAGCACAUCCACCCUUCCUUCAAGACCGUGGUGGCCAUGUUCGGCCACGAGUGCGCGCCCAAGACCCUGCUGGUCAACGAGGUCACCAGGCAGUCCCACAGCCCGGCUCCCGUCGCCCUCCAGCUCUGGGGGAAGCACCAGUUUGCCCUGUCCCGGCCCCAGGACCUCAAGCUCUGCAUGUUCUCCAACAUGACCAACUACGAGGUGAAGGCCAGCGAGCAAGCCAAGAUCGUCCGGGGCUUCCAGAUGAAGCUGGGCAAGGUCAGCCGCCUCAUCUUCCCCAUCGCCUCCCACGACCCCAACGAGCUCUCAGACUUCACGCUGAGGAUACAAGUCAAGGACGACCAGGAUGCCAUUCUGACCCAGUUCUGCGUCCAGACGCCGCAGCCGCCUCCGAAGAGCGCCAUCAAACCCACGGGGCAGAGGCGGUUCCUCAAGAAGAACGAGGUGGGGAAGAUCAUCCUCUCCCCUCUGGCUGCCACCGCCAAGUACCCGGUUUUUCAGGACCGGCCGGUGCUGAGCCUCAAGUACGGGAAGCUGCUGAAGACGGUGGUGAGGCAGAGCAAGAACCACUAUCUGCUGGAGUACAAGAAGGGAGAUGUCAUAGCCCUCCUCAGUGAGGAGAAGAUCAGGUUGAAAGGCCAGCUGUGGACCAAGGAGUGGUACAUCGGCUACUACCAGGGGAAAAUCGGCCUUGUGCACACCAAAAACGUGCUGGUGGUCGGGAAGGUCAAGCCCAGCUACUUCUCCGGGCCGGAUCUCACCACCAGCCUGCUGCUGGAGCAGAUCCUGAGGCCCUGCAAGUUCCUGACCUACAUCUACGCCUCGGUGAGGACUCUGCUGAUGGAGAACCUCAGCAGCUGGCGCUCCUUCGCCGACGCCCUGGGCUACCUGAACUUGCCGCUGACGUUUUUCUGCCGGGCGGAGCUGGACAGCGAGCCGGAGCGGGUGGCCUCCGUCCUGGAGAAGCUGAAGGAAGACUGCAACAGCGUGGAGAACAAGGAGAGGAAAUCCUUCCAGAAGGAGCUGAUGACGGCGCUGCUGAAGAUGGACUGCCAGGGGCUGGUGGUGCGGCUGAUCCAGGACUUUGUGCUGCUGACCACGGCCGUGGAGGUGGCCCAGCGCUGGCGGGAGCUGGCCGAGAAGCUGGCCAAGGUGUCCAGGCAGCAGAUGGACGCCUACGAGGCGCCGCACCGCGACAAGGCUGGCGCGCUGGACAGCGAGGCCAUGUGGAAGCCGGCGUACGACUUCCUGCUCACCUGGAGCAGCCAGAUGGGGGACAGCUACAGGGACGUCAUCCAGGAGCUGCACACGGGGCUGGACAAGAUGAAGAACCCCAUCACCAAGCGCUGGAAGCACCUCACAGGCACCCUGAUCCUCGUCAACUCCUUGGACAUGCUGAGGGCAGCUGCCUUCAGCCCCCAGGACCACGAGGAUUUUGCCAUCUAGCCCCUGUUUGUCCAACUUCUCUUCGGCUGAGAAUUUUUUUUUUUCCUGUGCUUUUCCCCUUGCCCCCCUUUCUUAAGCAGUUGACUUUGAAGAGAAGAAGUGGAGGUUGCUCUCCUCUGGGUUUGAAGAGGCCAAAGUUUGCAAGUUCUCCACCAGGACUGUAAAUCAGCAGGAGAUAUCUCACCUGGAUGGGAAUUCAUCUGGAAGGGGAGGAUGGCUUUUCAUCCAGUUAAACUAUUUCUUACAGAAAAAGAACCUUUCAAGAGGGCAAGGGGUGGGGAGGGAUCCCAAAAGAGAUCACGUUUUCUAGGCAUUUACAAAUAAAAGUCUAAUUUUUGUAACGAGCAGUAA